CUUCAUUCUUGGGAUAUGGCUGCCAAAAGACUUGUCGUGGCCGGAGGAAGCGGCUUCUUAGGGUCCCGAAUUUGCAAAUCAGCUGCUGCUCGAGGAUGGACAGUAACGUCAUUAAGUCGCUCUGGCGAGCCACGGUGGGAUACCGUCACAGAUUCAUCCGAACGUCCAAGCUGGGCCAGCUCAGUAGAAUGGGCCAAGGCUGAUAUGCUCAAGCCGGAAAGCUACAAGCCAUUCCUCAACGGUGCUUCUGCUGUUGUUCAUUCUAUGGGCAUCCUUCUCGAGGCCGAUUACAAGGGUGUGGUACAAGGACGAGAGCCGAUACUCAGUGGGUUGCAACGGGCAUUUAGCUCUUCCAAAAUGGGAAGCCAGAACCCGCUCUCAAGGAAAGAAGGCGAAACUCUGGUGCCAAAGGAGAAGGAUGGUCAAUUAACUUAUGAAUUGAUGAACAGAGAUUCAGCUAUCGCGCUGGCUCAAGAAUCCUCGACCGAACAUGUCCCAGCUUUUGUUUACAUCUCCGCCGCCGCCGGUGCGCCGGUGCUUCCAGCCCGAUACAUCACCACCAAGAGAGAAGCCGAAGCGACCAUCACAUCCAGUCUCCCUGAGCUUCGAAGUAUUUUCAUUCGCCCGGGCUUCAUGUACGAUUCCAGCAGGAAGUUCACGCUGCCGAUCGCCUUGGGUGGCUUUGUCGCCUCUGAAUUCAACACUUUCUUGGGAAACAAGCUUGGCUUCCUUGGGGCCAUGGCUGAAAAGCCAUUGAAGGUAGAUGUGGUGGGUGAGGCCGUGGUCGAGGCAUUGGAGGACGAAACGACAAAGGGUGUCGUCGGGACAAAGCAGAUUGAAGCGCUGGCAACGAAGGCCUGGAGAAAAACGAUGCUUUAAGGACGCCAGGUUGCCGUUUGACAGUUUCAACCCUUUGCAGGACGUGCUCGAAGGAAGUUCUGGGCAAAGUGGUCGAAGUUUUGGC
Messenger RNA from Penicillium cinerascens, 964 nucleotides. It is a transcript of the gene horA, whose product is annotated as ubiquinone biosynthesis protein COQ11. The coding region runs from base 16 to 879 and encodes 287 amino acids. NCBI's taxonomy places the organism in Eukaryota, Fungi, Ascomycota, Eurotiomycetes, Eurotiales, Aspergillaceae. The record is from RefSeq and is a predicted model, not a curated record. Gene Ontology annotation, cellular component: mitochondrion. The transcript has 4 exons. Gene Ontology annotation, molecular function: protein-containing complex binding.